Rhopilema esculentum is the source of this 5990-nucleotide messenger RNA. Its product is annotated as tRNA (32-2'-O)-methyltransferase regulator THADA. Lineage: Eukaryota; Metazoa; Cnidaria; Scyphozoa; Rhizostomeae; Rhizostomatidae. Gene Ontology annotation, cellular component: cytosol. The record is from RefSeq and is a predicted model, not a curated record. Gene Ontology annotation, biological process: tRNA methylation.
CACAUGGGUUUGAAUGCGAGGCAGAUCAAAAAGGUUCUUCUAAGCAAGCUUCUUUCUUUGUACUUAAAAAUGUUUCGUUCCUUUAAAACACUAUCUGGACUUGAAUAUUAUACAAUGGAUGAACAAAGAACCUUACUUUGGUAGAAAUCAGAUUUAUAAGGACAAAAAUGGAAAGUAUUUUGAAUAAAGUAGACAACCUUUCAGUGGUAGCUGAUGAACCAUUUAGUUCAGUUCAGGAAGAAACACUUGUGAACUUACACUCAUUGAUAAAUGGUGCUCUUCCUGGAUUUCUUGAUACAAAAUCAAAAAGGGACACAAUUGAGGUGAUUAGCUCCUGUAUCAGAAAGUACAAAGAGCAUGCAGAUAUUGUUAUUAUUAAAGAGUUGCAAAAUAUAGUCAAUGAAUAUAAGUUGAAUCAAUCUUCCAGGAUCUUAUUGGCUUUCAUGGAUGGACCUAGGAACCUGAAAAGAUGCGUUCUUUCAAACCCAAAGUUUUUCUGCGAUUAUUUGGUUAGAGUUCUAGAAACAUCUUCACAUAUGUUGCUGAAAGAUAGUGAAAUUGAAAGCGGUGAUUCUGAUUCGUCAUUUGAAGAGAGGCUUUUCAAUGGCAUUAAGUUAUGUGUUCACAUGUUGCAAAUUGUUGGAGAUGAAAUUAUCAAAAAAGUUUUUGCAACUGACACUGAAUGUAACUGGGAAAGAAAAUGGGCUUGUCAGGUGAUUACACAUCUGAUUUCUGUUAUUAAAAGCAAGGUAUUGCAUAAAGAAACGCUGAGUAUAGCAGCCAUUGCCUUGGCUCACGUCAUGAACAAUGCUCCUUUGGAAUGGUCAUUGAAUCUAGCUGGGCUCCUGAUUCAAACCACGGUGAAAUUCGAAGAACCAGACACAAGAAUUUGGCCGAUAAUAAUUCCAGCAGAUUAUCUUCAGAACGGGUCUUCUGAGCUGAGCUUGAUUGCCGUUAUAAAUGGAUUCGUCACAGUCUGUAAUUCAAAGAUUUUACUUGAAAGAGUGAUUUGGGAUGAAAAUUUCAUGGAUGAAGAGAUACUGAAUCACUUAUUCACUACCCUUUACACGGCCUGCACAACUUCUGUCGACACAGAGCACAAAUACUACAGCUUUCAAGUACUCAAUGCAUGGCUUGAUACUGUUUCAAGAAUCACCCUCGAAGAAUAUCAUGCUGGAGGCGAAAGAAAACCUAUGUUCAUGACGUCAUCAUCUGUAUGCAAAAAGCUGUUGCAUUUAAUUUGGGAAAACAGGGAAGAUAUGACGGAUGGUGUGCCUAAAAUCGUUGUUAGCAUUUUCGGCAAAGUUAUCAUGCUACAUCAAAAGGAAAGGACGUUGCUUGGCACAUUAAGUAAAGACAACGAAUUCAUUGGAUCCAUGCUGGCUCAGUUACUAGCCGACCCAUGGUACAUAAAAGGACGAUACACUCUACUUUGUGAACUAUUACAUCAUGUCAGUCCAGAUCAAGUUUUACAAACAGAACCUUCGUUUCCUGCCUCCUUGUGCAAGUCCUUCAGUGCGUCUAUUUUAGUUUCUGCAGCCAAUGAAUGUUAUAAAACAUUUAUACUUUCAAAAAGAAAUUUAUUUGGAACAGAAUCGAAGGACUGGACUGGAGAUUACUGGGCAUCAAUUUUUCAGAAGCAUUUUGUUGAAAUGCUUAUCAGUAGAAAAACACGUUCCACUGAAGCUUGCGCUCUAUAUUUUAUUCCAACAACACUACAGAAAAUCCCAUCAACUUUCUACAUAUUAAGAGAUGCUGUCCUUGAGGCCAUAGAAUUGACAAACUCAAAAAAUAGGCAAAGUGUGCAAGAGCGGAAUCGCAUCAGAAGAAACCUGUCUUUUGCUUACUGCACAGUUCUAAAGAUAGGGCGGAAAAACGGUUUAGCAUCUUUUGAAGAUGUGAACUAUAAUGUAUUAAAUGAAUGCUUGGGACACAUGAACGAUGAAUUGAGAGCAGAGGCGUUAUCAUUGCUAUGUCACAACAACAAAACUACAGAGCCAGUAAAUGCACAGGAGCAAAUGCUGGUGUUGGAGUUUGUAAAGAACAAUUUGAACUGCGCCUCCUCAGCCUUUCGACAAACGCUGUUUGUGUCAAUGAAAAUUCUCAUGGCAAGAUUACGCGAUAGCUGUAUAAUGCUCCUACGCGAGUACAAGAAAUCAAAGAAGGCACUAGCAAGAAAAGAUCACUUUGUUCAACCACCAGAAACUUUUACCUCAUCAAUAGAAAUGGUAGAAGAUCUUUUUUCGUUGUCAAUCAGCUGUCAGUUCCCAGGUGCUUCAUUCCAGCGAAGGAAAACUGGUCUACAGCUUUGUCACACUAUUCUGGAGACCUUCUCGUCACCAAAAGAUGCUGUUAAAAGAGGCAGAACCGCUGAAUCUCUGAAAAACUUGGCAGACUGGGUCAAAACAAAUGGAAAGUGGGAAUUUGUCACUAAAAGAAAUCUAGAAAUCCUAGUUUCCUGUUUUGAGGACCAACAUGACGAGAUUCGUGAAUCUGCACUUGAAAUUUUGAAAUGGUUUCACUUUGAUACAGUUGGAAUGACAGAUAAAGAAACAAAGGAAUUCGGUAUAAAGUUGAUGGGCCAAACGUAUCAACUGUUGAAAAGUCCCAGGAUUCGUGACGCUGAGAGUGGUACAAUAUUAUUAGAAUUUGUAACAUCGAGGUUCUUAAAGUGGGAUGCAGUAUCAGUGUUCGAGGACGGAAGCUCACUGGAAAAAUCCUUUGAUGAAAUAGAAGACCCGUCAAAAUUUAGCAGUCUGCUGCAUGUUAUGUUCUCGCUUUUUCAUAUCACCAACAAACACAUUGAUGAGGCCUACCAUGAUUUCCUCCACGCAUCCAUACAGCAGCCUGUCUUUGGUUUCGUAAUGGCAGCUCGAAGAUGCUUCACUUUAGUGCUGCACCAUUUAUCAACGAUGGGGAGGAUAUCUUGUAAAACUGAAAGUCAGUCGGAGGUCCUUGGCUCCUUGGUCAAAGAGUCAGUGAAAAUAUGUCGCAGGGUCACUUUGUUGGCAAUGUUUACUUUCAAAAAGGAGACGGGGGAGAAAGAGGGUGGCUCUCCUUCUUUUGCUGACAUGAGUGAUUCUCUAAAUGAAACAUUGAAGAAAUGCGCCAGCUUCAAAUCAUUAGAAGAACAAAUUGGGUAUCAACACUGCAGUGAGCUUUUAGCAUCAUUUUGCUGGCUGAAUAUUAAGGCCUCGACACUUUUCCUUGGAGAAAUAGGACGAAUUAUGACAUUGGAAUGGUUAGAUCUCUCUUUGAGGAAGCAGUUCUUAUCAGACGAAAUUUUCAAUCAAAUUGGUGACAUUUUUCGUGAGACACUUGUUCAAUGUCGCCAUAAGGGAGUUAUUGAAAACUCCAACGUUGGUUUUCAAAUGCUUUGCAAAUCUGUGGCAUCUAUUUCAUCAAUGACCAAUAUUUUAAAUGACUGGAUUGAAGAUACCAUCGAUGCUGUAGAUCGUAAUGAUUUUAAUUCUUCUGUAACCAAGCGAAGUGCUGGUCUACCUAUGUUUUUGCAGCCGCUCAUCUCUGCAUGCAUUUCGUCUCGACGUUUCGAUUUUGCUGCAUACAUUGAAAAGUUGAUAGAUAUUGCGAAAAGGCCACUACCGUCUUCUGAGGAGGAGCAGAGCGAUCUUCCACAGGUUCAGGCCUUGAAUAUACUGAAAACGAUGUACCGAGACAGCUGGCUCGGAAACGAGGCUCUCAAGUAUGCACAAGACGGGCUGAUGCUUUCAGUUGAAGGGUUUUCAUCGCAUUCUUGGGCCAUACGAAACGCAGCACAAAUUCUGUUGGGUGCUCUGGUUCCUAGAAUGUUUGGCCAGAGAGUUACCCAAGCUGAUAAAUGGCAUCACAAUUCCCUCAGCACCACAAUGUUUUUUAAAAUGUAUCCAAAACUCGAGGAUUUUUUCAUCGAAAAACUGCAAUCUGAAGGUGUUUUUGAUCAAAAGGUCAAUUCCCUCUCAUCAUUGAUCCCAAUCUUGACUAUGCUGUCAAGAUUGAGGCCCUGUGAUUAUGAGCUAGUGCAGUCAGAUUUCUGUCCAUUACUGAAACGUCUUAUCGAUUGUCCGGUUUACACCGUUCGCGAACUUGCUGCUGGAUCAUUGGUACAGUUUUUGCCUACUGUCGAAGUUUUUGGCUUUAUUGACAUGCUGAUCAAGGAUGCGACUUCUCUUAACGAAAACCUAAAGCAUGGAAUUAUGCUUAUAAUAAAACAUCUAAUAGAAGUCCAGGAUGAUGACAAACGUGUUAGUGACGGUGUUACUGCAAAAAUGCUGUUGGCAGUGUCAGGAUCCUUACUGGGAAGUGGAAUAUGCGCUACACUCGCAACCUGUACUUUGCUAGAAAUCUUCAAAAUUAUCUUGCCAAAAUUAUGUGAAUCUACCAAUAAUGAUGAUAUUUUGUUACGUGACUACAUCAAAACUUCAUUGGAAGUGACGUUAGCUUCAAUGACAGAUGUUUGUAAAACAGACUUAGAGCCAGGAAUCUAUUUAUUUCUCAGACGGUUGGCUCAAUUAGUUGUCUGUUCUGUUUUGCAUUGGCAGAAUGUGGAUAACAGUUUCGCAAGCAACUUGCUGUCAAACGCUCUGUCUCCCAAAAAUCAUACCCUAUUGUUGGAAAUGGCUAACGAACUGACACGUUAUUUGAAAGAGGGUCACUUCUUUGAGAUGUCCUUGAGACAUGACAUAUUUCGCAAAAUUUACGAGCAAAUUUCCUUUCUGAAAGACAGUGAAUUUCAAUCAAAAAUGAUGCAGUGCUGUUUCUAUGCACUCAAGGGUAUAGAGAUCUUCAAUUUACCAAUCGAGAGCACCUCGAGUCUGUUGAGUAGCUAUCUGAAUUUAAAUAUAUCUGGAGCUUCGCAAAGAUAUCUUGCUUCAUUUUUACCGUUCACUGGAAUGGUGUUGAAGCAUUUAGACCCAACUUCGAUUGCCAGUGGAAGCGUCUUUGUGGAAAUAAGCAAUCUUUGGUCCGAAAUGGUAAUGAAUUUUUCUCAGCCAGAUGAAGGGGAAACUCUCAGAUGGAGCAGUGUAAAGGCUGUUCAAUGCUCUAUUGAAAGUUUCCUAAAACUUUUCAAAAGUAACAAUGAUGCAGAUGUUUCACCAAGAUUUGAUUCGGUGGCAACGGUUUGUGCAAGGCUCAUUAUGGCAGCUUUGACGUUAAUUCAAGAUGAAGACGAAAACAUUCGUAACGCUGCUACUGAUAUUGCAGUUGCUAUAUCGCAGCUCAACGGCCGGGCAGCUUGGGAUCAACUGCAGCCGAAUCUAGCAAUGAAGCUGGUACUGAAUUACAUCAAAGAUAACAUGCAAAAUAAUGCGGUUUUAUUUGAGAUGUUGUUUGAAAGCUUAAGCGGACUUGUAGGUCCUGAAGUUAACCCAAAUGAAGACACUAGGUCAACUUUGCUAUUUGAACAAGAAAGUGCAAAUCUUUUUGCUGAGAAGGCUGUGUAUGCCAAGCAGGUCAUGGGUCUUUUUGAGGAGUUGGGAAACCAUUUCAGAACAAGUCAACACGAGAGCUCUCUUCAGAAAGUGACAGGCUGCAUAAAGCAUUUUGCAGAACAGUUUAUUUCAAAAAGUAAAUUUUGGGCUGAUGAUAAUAAGGAUGUUAAGGAAGAUUGCAGAUUUCCAACAUAUUUUGAUGAAACUUGCAAUCCAAAGAUAUUUCUAUUUCUAACAGUGGCUUUUGGAAUCUUGCAAAUGGCAGACAGUGUUGCUGCCAAUGAUGUGGUUGCAAAGAUAAAUGAGCUUAUCCACACAAUUUCUAAGGGCAAAGAUCAACAUCCAUUUCUGGAAAAUGAACACAGAAUGGGUUUUGGCAACAUACAUGAACAAUCAAAAUAACUUAACAACAGUAAGGUUCAUACUCUUUUAGCAUUAGUUUACUGACAUUGUUUUUUGUGCUUCAAAAUAAGCAAUCUGAAGGGUGAAUUAAAUUUACCAUAAAAGAUUACCUCAAAAUAGAUAUGAAAAUGUAUUAAUGCCAGUCACGAAUCACGAUGA